Nezara viridula (southern green stink bug) is the source of this 743-nucleotide messenger RNA. NCBI's taxonomy places the organism in Eukaryota, Metazoa, Arthropoda, Insecta, Hemiptera, Pentatomidae. The record is from the annotation of a GenBank genome assembly.
CUCUCCAAUGUUUUAAAUGUUUUGCUUUUAACCACACUUCCACGAACUGUCAAAAAAAUAUUAGUGGUAAAUGUAGUAACCCCAAACACGAAAAUAACUGCAGCAGUGAUAUUAAAUGUAUCAACUGCUUAGGGUCACAUCCAGCUUGGUCACGCUCCUGUCCAUAUUUCUUAAAAGAAAAUCAGAUACAAACAGUAAAAGUUACAGAACGGGUUCCGUACAUAAUAGCGAAAAAGAAGGUCGAAGCGAUAACUCAUACAGUCUCGGACUCUAGGGAAACCUAUUCCCAAGUAUUAAAUUCUCCAAAUUCUUCCCAAAACGCACAAAUAGACAGGUUAACAACAAUUAUAGAUUCUCUGGCAAUUAAAAUCAAUGAGCUAGAAACUAAAUUAUGUAUGAUUCCCUCCAUCCUCAAUGUGGCUGUCUCUGAAAAUCCUGAUAACACAAAUCAUCCUUCUCCUACAAAUCUAAUCACACAAAAUUCUGAAGAAAAUAAAACUGACAAUACAUAUCAACCACAUCACACUGAAAUCCACUUAACCCCAAAACAGACAGACAAACCAAAACACACUGAAUCUGGUAACUCUGAAGAAGAUAUGUACAAUAGUCUAUCCGGAACGAAUAAAAACUUAGAUCCUUUCCUCAACACAAAAUCCAUUCCAAAUCCUCUCAAACUCAAUUCUGAAUCUCCAGCUCCUCAACAACAACGAAAGAGAACAAAAGCUUUGAAACAACUCAAAUAA